GGUUUCUGGACAAGGCUGUUUGAGCGACAACGUUGACUUACGGGACAGGCUUGUCCAGUUUGAAACGGGGUAUAAAUAAGUAGUGGGAGCGGAUACUAGGCGCACAAUACACACGUCUGUGUUUCUGGAGGCGACACAUGUAGCGAGAGCGGUCGUGGAAAAUAAUAGUAAGGAUGGCAGACAUUCGCAAAAAACUUGUGGUGGUGGGGGACGGCGCGUGUGGCAAGACGUGUCUGCUGAUUGUCUUCAGCAAAGACGAGUUCCCCGAGGUGUAUGUCCCCACUGUGUUUGAGACAUAUGUGGCGGACAUAGAGGCGGACAACAAGCAAGUGCAGCUGGCUCUGUGGGACACAGCCGGGCAGGAAGACUACGACCGCCUGCGCCCUCUCUCCUACCCGGACACGGAUGUCAUUCUCAUGUGCUUCUCCGUGGACAGCCCGGAUUCUUUGGAAAACAUCCCCGAAAAGUGGGUGCCCGAGGUCAAACACUUUUGUCCCAACGUGCCGAUUAUACUAGUGGCCAACAAGAAGGAUCUGCGCAACGACGAGGGCGUAAAGAACGAUCUGUCCAGGCUGAAGCUGGAGCCUCUGAAACCGGAGGACGGCCGCGCCAUGGCCAUGCGCAUUGGCGCAUAUGACUAUUUGGAAUGUUCAGCCAAAACCAAGGAGGGGAUCUGGGAAGUGUUCGAGAGCGCAACGCGGGCGGCCCUGCAGAAGCGGAACACGCCGCCCGGCGGUUGUCUCAAGUGCUGUGUUUUGAUGUGAGUCCACGGUUGCGUGGAGGAGAAAACACGAGGCGCGGACACGGUCAGACGCGGCCGGACGUGUCUGGACAUCGUCGAGGGCAGGGACCGUGGGUCUGGGUACUUCCCCUCGGCUCAACCUAAACGAGUGACUGUUGCUGUGAACACGCUGGGCUGUGAGAUUUGCACUGGUUUCAGUCUGUUCUGUGUGGGGGUCACAUGAUCCAGUCUGACUGUUUGGGGGGGGUGAAAGGACAAACCACAGGCGUUUCAGUCUGGACGCUGUUAACUAUAGAUUUUUAAAGGUCCACUGUGUAUUUGAGUUUAUUUGAGUUUACUACCAUUAUGUGUUUGGUUUUCAGAACAAUACUUUUGUAUGUACUUUUCACAAGGGUUGAGCCGGACUUUGUUUUGUUUUUAAAACAGACACUUGUUGAACAGUGAAACAUUUCACACAUUUGAGAUGUUAUACCUCACAGUGUUGACAUUAUAUUGAUAUAUAUAUAUAUAAUGGAACUGUUUGAAGAAAGGUAUUGUUAUUGAUACGAGUGUCCAGCCUUGAGAAGGGCCUUGCUUUACAGAGGCAGCCAUCUUUCGCGGCCACGUUUCUACAGCAGUUUUAAUUGGACAAACCAUCCAAAGUGUGUAUUUCACGUUGUGAAGCGGACCCUUGUUACACAAAUGCAGAUAAACGGCGUCAUUUGUGGCACAUGAAGGCCACCAUAGUUGCCUGCAAGGGGUGUGUGUGUG
Messenger RNA from Solea solea (common sole), 1492 nucleotides. Its product is annotated as rho-related GTP-binding protein RhoB-like. NCBI's taxonomy places the organism in Eukaryota, Metazoa, Chordata, Actinopteri, Pleuronectiformes, Soleidae. Bases 174 to 764 code for a protein of 196 amino acids. The transcript has a single exon. The record is from RefSeq and is a predicted model, not a curated record. Gene Ontology annotation, biological process: small GTPase-mediated signal transduction. Gene Ontology annotation, molecular function: GTP binding; GTPase activity.